This is a messenger RNA of Sapajus apella (tufted capuchin), 12575 nucleotides long. It is a transcript of the gene RAPGEF2, whose product is annotated as Rap guanine nucleotide exchange factor 2. Bases 5939 to 10555 code for a protein of 1538 amino acids. Gene Ontology annotation, molecular function: protein binding; guanyl-nucleotide exchange factor activity. The transcript is spliced from 25 exons. The record is from RefSeq and is a predicted model, not a curated record. Gene Ontology annotation, biological process: small GTPase-mediated signal transduction; positive regulation of ERK1 and ERK2 cascade. Lineage: Eukaryota; Metazoa; Chordata; Mammalia; Primates; Cebidae.
CCACAUUGGCCUCCCAAAGUGCGGGGAUUAUAAGUGUGAGCCAACGCGCAGAGCCAGGAAAGGGUUAGUUAUUAAGAAACUCUUGAACUUAGUAAAUCCUAAUAGCUGUUAUUUAUUAUGGGAAAGGGCUAAUUAUUAAGAAACUAUUAUGUUUAGCUGUAAUCUCUCUCUCCAUAAUUGUAGUUCAUGGUUCUAGGUCUCUUUUAAAGCAGUGCAAAUGAAUAUUAAUAUUUCAUUUUUAUAUAACUGUGUUUCAGAUGUUGACAGAGAUCCCACCCUUUAAACCUCUUCUACUGUGUUAAAUAUUACCAGCUUUUUGUAGCUUUCCUAAACCAGUUACUGCUUGCCAUUGUUUGCAUAGAUCCUGCAAGACCCAACAGUGCAGAUUACUGUCGAAUUUUCUGCCUUCCUUGCUCCAGACAUCAUGGGUCUAAUCAUGUAACAUGAGAUUAUAUUAAGGUUUUGAGGAUUGCACAUUGGCUCAGAGAGAGCUUUUGACUGCUCUGUUUUAUAGAUAAGGACUUCUACCUCCCACUCACCUAUGAAUUGUUCCUUAAGCCUGAUUUCCUAUCUGUACUUGUACAGGUGGCAUUUUGAUAAUAUUCGUGUAGGUCUUUAUAUUUAUUCUUGUUAAAUUUAAAUUUACUGGUUUUAGCCUACUUUUCACCUAUCAAAUUAUUUAAAACUCUGGAUUUUGUCAGUAAAGAAAUUAGACAUCUUUUACAAUUUUUCACCCAUCCUGUGUCUGGUUCACCAUCUUAAAAACAGGAAUAAUAUUUAACAGGUUAGUUUCGAAGUUUAAGUGGAAUCACUUAUACAUUCCUUCUUUGAACAAUGGUGUGUCAAGUACUAGGGAUAAAGUACAAUCAGUCCUUAACAAUAUCAGAUAAAUGUAGUGCAGUUCCCCUCAUCUAACUUACAAUUCCAGUUUGUGAUGCAGUAUUUUCUGUUUUUCUUAAAUAGAAGCAGAGGGAUAAUUAACAGGUCAUUGUGCUCAUGCAACAUAUUAAUCCCAAGGGAAUAUAUUACAGCCAAAUUAGUAAUAAAGAUAAUAAAUAAAGAUAGUAAUUUUUUACAUUCGCCAUGUUGCUCUGUGAAAUAUUAUAGUGGGGAGCCUUGAUCUAAGACCUCGCCCCUAGGCAAAGAAUGGAAAUGAUUUGCAACCACUGUUCAAGGACUCCACCUUUGAAACCUUGAGUAGAGGUUUGUAAGCGAAGUCUGGCCUUUUUAAAAAAUAGGUUGUGGGAAAUGAAGUAAGCUUUGUUAAAUCUGCUGUUAAGGUCUGCCUGUUUUUCAAGUAAGUGCAUUUUUAAAAGCCCCAUGUGGGAAUUUCUCAUGGACUUAAGUCUUCUUUGUUUUUCUGCAUGUCUCCAUCUCAUGUCAUCUUUUAAACUUUCCCUUCUAACGUGCUCCAUGUGAAUGUGGAGCAUAUUUCUUAUAAAUAGUUGCCACAUUAAUUUUUCAGUUACAAAUCAGAUGCAACAUAAACAGUUUGCUGUCAGAAUUUUUUUUUUUUAAAUCAUUUCCUUGGAACAUAUCUGUGGAUUAAAUCUUAGUGAUCUUUUUUGAACACUCAGUUAGGUUUUUCUGAUACUGAACAUUAACUCAACAGAUUCCUUGUGUUUCUAAAGACUGUAUUUAGAAUCACUUACAUGGUUAGUUAGCAUUUCCUGUGUCAGCCAUUGCAUUGAUUUCUCUCCUGUUUUAUUUCAUAAUUAAAUUAUUUUUAACGAUGAACCAGAAGUACCAUUUCACUUUAUGAAAGUGGAAAAAUGAAGUUUUAGCCCAGAUUUCCUCUGUAAAUGAUUUGGGUGGGGUGUGUCAAGGACUUGUGUAUGGUAUACCCAAGGAUGAAAUAGACGAUGUGAAAAUGUAAGAUUGAGUUAAAGUAUAAAGUUUAUCAGAUAAUCAACUUUUUUUUUUUUUUUUUUUUUUAAGAAAUUGCCCUAUUAAUGGGGGGGUGUUAUUGGCUUUAGGAAAAGAGAAGUAGAACUUGUGACUUUAUUUGCUGUCUUUUAUUUUUCAUUGGCUUAGUGGUUACUUAGUUUGGUGUACUCAUAGAGAAAAUAGCAUUUUAAAAUGUCCUUCUUUGGGGAACAAUAAAACACUAAAAAUCAAAUUUGUAAAAUUUCUUGUUUUCUAAUAUCAAAGAAUGACUUCUUUCUGCCAUAUCUACAAGUUUUCCGCAUCCUCUAUAGUUUUUCCUCUGUGGUAGCAGAGAAAGGGCAUAUUUAACUAUUAAGUGAAGUAAGUGGUAUUAGAAACCUAGAAUUCUAUUUCUCAUUCUUCUAUACUACUAACUCUAUAACCUUAAGCACUUUAUUUUUCUAUGAAAGAUAAGUACAUUAUUCUCUUGCUUCCCUUGGGUUUUGAUGAAGCUUAAUUAAAUGUUUGUAAAGCACACUGAGAUGUAUGGUUAAACACUGUAUAUGUUGUAAAUAUGAUUAAUCAUUACUAAGAACAGACCAUUUUUCUCAAUUUCGUAGUAAUUAGAAAGUGAAUACUUUAGGUGGGAAGAAAAAGAAUGUAAUGGUAUGAAUAUAGCAUGGAAGGCCUUUGCAUUAAGUAGUUUCCUGAACUAUAUAAUCUCCGUCUCUUGGAGUGUUGUUACUUAUAAUUUAGAAGUCAUUGGAUGUUAUUGACAGGGUGGAAAGUUGUUACAUGGUUCUUUUUUUUAACUGGAUCUGUUUAAUGCUACUUACUAAUUGUCAAGAAAUGGGUAAAUAUAACCCAAAUUUUAGCGAACUUCAAGAUGUGUGAUUUAUUCUUACUUGUAUAAAAUCUAUAAUAUGGAUUUCUCCUAAAUCUUUUAUUUAUAUUUUAUUUCUUAAGCAAUGUUUGACAUAUUAUAACCUCCCAUAAUUGUGUUUCAACAUACAAGAUAUUGUGGAUAGUGAAAUUUCCGUAUUACAAUUACGAGUUUUAAGAUGUGUAGGUUGUAGGCAUGGAGCCAGGCUGAGAGAGAGAUUAUGCCAAGUCUCAGUACAGAAAAACGUCAGUGCCUGAGGAUGUGUGAUUUUACUUCAUCUAUCAGGUUCCCCCAUUAGGUUAGUUUCCUUCUUGAGAGAAGUCACACAUUUUUCCAGAGAGAGGCAAGCAAUUAGAAACCUUCACAUAUAAAGUCAGACACCAUCAGCAUGAGGGUAAUUUGACUUAACUGUGAAAAGAAUUUUUUGGCAUGUGGAUAUGUGUUUUGUGGGACACAGGCUAGAUGGAAGGUGUAGAACUUGAUUAUUUAAUCCCUGAGUUGGCAUGUCCUCAUUUUUUAUUGUGAUAGAAUAUAAGUAACUUUAAAAUUUACAAUUUUAUACAUUAUUAAGUGUAAAAGGCCAAUGGCAUUAAAUACAUUGCCAUUGUUUUUGCAGCCAUUACCACCAUCUAUCUGCAGAACUUUUUGAUCCUCCCAAACUAAAAGUUUACACCACUGAACAGUAACUCCCCAAUUCGUCCUUCCCCCAGCACCUGGCAGCCUCCAUUCUACUUUGUGCCUGCGUAAAUUUGACUAUUUUGGUACCUAGAGUAGAGCAUUAUAUAGUAUUUGUCCUUUUGUGACUGGCUUACUUCUAGUUUGAUGUCUUCAAGUUUUAUCCAUGGUGUAGCAUGUAAUAGAAAUUCAUUCCUUUUUUAAGGCUGAAUAAAGUCCAACUGUAUGCAUGUACCACAUUUUAUUCAUACAUUCAUUUGUCAAUAAACACUUGAGUUGCUUCUACCUUUUAGCAACAGUUUACUUUUAAGUUAUUAGUUAUGACUAUUAUAGAAAAAUAUUUGGGAUUUUGACAGGAAUAAGUCUAGCGGAUUAAAUAGGGUCUUUCCAAUGCCCUUUCCCAGUCAGUGGAAGGUUGAUUCACUCAACAAAAAUGUGAAUGCCUACAGUGUGCACCCUGCUAGGUGCAGUGAACAGAGGAGUACACACAGACAGACAUGGCACCAGCCAUCGUGGAGAUGAGAGUGUAGUGGAGGAAGCAAACACUGACUGCUUAAAUACUCUUUGGACUCCAUGCAAAAUUACAACUGUAGCAAAUAUAUGCUUCAAUGAAGGGAUAAACACUAUCAUGAGACUUCUGAGGGUAUUUCACCAGUAUGUUUUGGGGGAUGGAGGUGGCAUCAGUGAGGAAAGGAAGGAAGAAGGAAAAUUCCAGGCAGAGGAAAUAACAUGCAAAGGCCCUCUUGUCUAUCAAGAAGGCAAGAACAGCCCAUGCAAUGUGGAGUGCAGAGAGUGACCGUGAGCAUGGUAUAAGUCUGGAAAAUGUAUACAUCUUAGAGAGCAUGACAAGAGUUUUGGUCUUUAUGCCAGGAGCAGUGGGAAGCCAUAGAGGUGUUUUGUUUUCAUUUGUAAAAGGGGCUUAGUGGAUGAGGGCAAAAUGAUCAAGCUUUAGUUUUUAUAAGAUUUCAGGAGGUAGUAUGAUAAAUAAGUUGCGUAGAUGAAGUUAGAAUCCAAACAGUUCAUUAAGGAGACUUCUGCAGUUCUUGAGGCAGAAAAUAACGAUUGGAGUGCAAUGAUAACUGCAAAGACAAAGAGAAAUCUAAAUUUGAGAAAAAUUAGAGAAUUUAAUAAACAGAUGUUGUGAUGGAUUGAUCAUGGACAGAGAUGUUAAGGAAACUCUUAAAUGUAGAAAUGGCGUAACAGGAUCACUAUCGUUCAUCAUUUGAGUAUUGCGUGAGAUGAUGAAUGGUUAAAACCAAGCAGAUUUUUGAGAGAUUUGGUUGGGAAGUGGAGGAAGAGGAAAAUACUGGGUCUAGGGAAUGUUUCUGUUUUUGUUUUUGUUUUGAGAUGGGAGAGACCUGCACAUUUAAAAGCUAGCGGGCAGGACUGUGGUUGUGUGACAGAGGUGAAGCGUACAUGGCAAAAGAAGGAUAAUGAGUAAUGUAAGAAAUCUAAGAAAAGGGAUGGGAGAAUGGGGAGAAGGAUCCAAAAUAGUGAUGUGGUGGGAAUGGUUGCCUUUAGAUAUGAGGAGAAAGAAGGAAAGAGAAUAGAGUGGGCACAGCCUUAGGUAGUAGUCAAGGAACACAAGUUAGCAAGCACUGACAAUUCCAAAGUCAAUUAUUAAAAAUGCUACAUUUUCUGUAUCUAUUUCCAGUUAUGUGUGCCAUUGAUAGUAAACCUGAUUGUGAAAAGCUGACCAGUGUUUCAGAGUUAAAAUGUCCUUAUUCUUUGUCAAGUAUAAUGCAGUCUUUCAAAUACCUACAUACCUACGUGAAAUCCAGAGUUUAUAAUAGAAUAAUGUAUCUGCUUUUUAUUUCUACUCUUUACCUCUGAAGUUUGGUUUGAUUUAAAGAAAAGCCUAGGUAGGUUAAUUUUUUAUAUUAUUUGCAAGGCAAUAUGUGCAUCUGUGUAUGUGUGUGUAUGAGUGUUUGUGAAAAUCAUAUCUAAAUUUAUACAAAGCUUGUCAAGUGUGCGUUUUAUAAAUUUUUGAUAGGUAUUUGUUUACUGUAGCACAGCGAUAUUUGAGGGUGGGAUAGAGGUCACAUUGAUUCCUUUAUUUUAACCUUGGUGAAAAAAGCAUAUUUUAGUUCAAAGCUGUUCAAGUAAGUCCUUGCUCCGUUUUCCCACCCUGUCUUCAGUGAUAUUAUUUGGAGUCAGCAAUCAAUGGAUUCCAUCCCUCUGAGACUUGCUUAACCUACAGCUGCUGAUAGAAUACAGGCAAGAGCUUGUUACUUUAUCUGAAUUGUCCAUUGCUACCUUAAUGAGUGAAAUGGUUAAGUAGAGGAGGGGGCGAGUCUUAAGGAAUGUGUGUACCGUUUGAGCUGAAUAUUUCAGUGUAUAUAGGGAGAGGGAGGGUGAGAGAGAAAUCCACUUACAUCACUAGAACUGCAUUGAGUGUGAGCCUUGCAGGUUAAGAGACAGACUACAGUGUCUUGCUUUCUGCAGGAAGCAGCAAUGCCGUUUGUUUCCUAAGAGGAAUUUUUUAUUUAGAAAAGGAAGCUUUCUAUCCAGGAAAUGGCUUUCCUUGUGCGUUGCUAUGCCAACUGCCUGCAGCCAUGGUCCUCCAAACUUCCUGCAGAUUUCACAAAACUGCAUCUUACUGACAGUCUCCACCCACAGGUGACCCACGUUUCUUCUAGCCAUUCAGGAUGUAGUAUCACUAGUGAUUCUGGAAGCAGCAGUCUUUCUGAUAUCUACCAGGCCACGGAAAGCGAGGCUGGUGAUAUGGACCUGAGUGGGUUGCCAGAAACAGCAGUGGAUUCCGAGGAUGACGAUGAUGAAGAAGACAUUGAGAGAGCAUCAGAUCCUCUGAUGAGUAGGGACAUUGUGAGAGACUGCCUAGAGAAGGACCCAAUUGACCGGACAGAUGAUGACAUUGAACAACUCUUGGAAUUUAUGCACCAGUUGCCUGCUUUUGCCAAUAUGACAAUGUCGGUGAGGCGAGAACUCUGUGCCGUGAUGGUGUUCGCAGUGGUGGAAAGAGCAGGGACCAUAGUGUUAAAUGAUGGUGAAGAGCUGGACUCCUGGUCAGUGAUUCUCAAUGGAUCUGUGGAAGUGACUUAUCCAGAUGGAAAAGCAGAAAUACUGUGUAUGGGAAAUAGUUUUGGUGUCUCUCCUACCAUGGACAAAGAAUACAUGAAAGGAGUGAUGAGAACAAAGGUGGAUGACUGCCAGUUUGUCUGCAUAGCCCAGCAAGAUUACUGCCGUAUUCUCAACCAAGUAGAAAAGAACAUGCAAAAAGUUGAAGAGGAAGGAGAGAUUGUUAUGGUGAAAGAACACCGAGAACUUGAUCGAACUGGAACAAGAAAGGGACACAUUGUCAUCAAGGGCACCUCAGAAAGGUUAACAAUGCAUUUGGUGGAAGAGCAUUCAGUAGUAGAUCCAACAUUCAUAGAAGACUUUCUGUUGACCUAUAGAACUUUUCUUUCUAGCCCAAUGGAAGUGGGCAAAAAGUUAUUGGAGUGGUUUAAUGACCCGAGCCUCAGGGAUAAGGUUACACGGGUAGUAUUAUUGUGGGUAAAUAAUCACUUCAAUGACUUUGAAGGAGACCCUGCAAUGACUCGAUUUUUAGAAGAAUUUGAAAAUAAUCUGGAAAGAGAGAAAAUGGGUGGACACCUAAGGCUGUUAAAUAUUGCAUGUGCUGCUAAAGCAAAAAGAAGAUUGAUGACGUUAACAAAACCAUCCCGAGAAGCUCCAUUGCCUUUUAUCUUACUUGGAGGCUCUGAGAAGGGAUUUGGAAUCUUUGUUGACAGUGUAGAUUCAGGUAGCAAAGCAACCGAAGCAGGCUUGAAACGGGGGGAUCAGAUAUUAGAAGUAAAUGGCCAAAACUUUGAAAAUAUUCAGCUGUCAAAAGCCAUGGAAAUUCUUAGAAAUAACACACAUUUAUCUAUCACUGUGAAAACCAAUUUAUUUGUAUUUAAAGAACUACUAACAAGGUUGUCAGAAGAGAAAAGAAAUGGUGCCCCCCACCUUCCUAAAAUUGGUGACAUCAAAAAGGCCAGUCGCUACUCCAUUCCAGAUCUUGCUGUAGAUGUAGAACAGGUGAUAGGACUUGAAAAAGUGAACAAAAAAAGUAAAGCCAACACUGUUGGAGGAAGGAACAAGCUGAAAAAGAUACUCGACAAGACUCGGAUCAGCAUCUUGCCACAGAAACCAUACAAUGAUAUUGGGAUUGGCCAAUCUCAAGAUGACAGUAUAGUAGGGCUAAGGCAGACAAAGCACAUCCCAACUGCAUUGCCUGUCAGUGGAACCUUAUCAUCCAGUAAUCCUGAUUUAUUGCAGUCACAUCAUCGCAUUUUAGACUUCAGUACUACUCCUGACUUACCAGAUCAAGUGCUAAGAGUUUUUAAGGCUGAUCAGCAAAGCCGCUACAUCAUGAUCAGUAAGGACACUACAGCAAAGGAAGUGGUCAUUCAGGCUAUCAGGGAGUUUGCUGUUACUGCCACCCCAGAUCAGUAUUCGCUAUGUGAGGUCUCCGUCACACCUGAGGGAGUAAUCAAACAAAGAAGACUUCCAGAUCAGCUUUCCAAACUUGCUGAUAGAAUACAACUGAGUGGAAGGUAUUAUCUGAAAAACAAUAUGGAAACAGAAACUCUUUGUUCAGAUGAAGAUGCUCAGGAGUUGUUGAGAGAGAGUCAAAUUUCCCUCCUUCAGCUCAGCACUGUGGAAGUUGCCACACAGCUCUCUAUGCGAAAUUUUGAACUCUUUCGAAACAUUGAACCUACUGAAUAUAUAGAUGAUUUAUUUAAACUCAGAUCAAAAACCAGCUGUGCCAACCUGAAGAGAUUUGAAGAAGUCAUUAACCAGGAAACAUUUUGGGUAGCAUCUGAAAUUCUGAGAGAAACAAACCAGCUGAAGAGGAUGAAGAUCAUUAAGCAUUUCAUCAAGAUAGCACUGCACUGUAGGGAAUGCAAGAAUUUUAACUCAAUGUUUGCAAUCAUUAGUGGCCUAAACCUGGCACCAGUGGCAAGACUGCGAACGACCUGGGAGAAACUUCCCAAUAAAUACGAAAAACUAUUUCAAGAUCUCCAAGACCUGUUUGAUCCUUCCAGAAACAUGGCAAAAUAUCGCAAUGUUCUCAAUAGUCAAAACCUACAACCUCCCAUAAUCCCACUAUUUCCAGUUAUCAAGAAGGAUCUCACCUUCCUUCACGAAGGAAAUGACUCAAAAGUAGAUGGGCUGGUCAAUUUUGAGAAGCUAAGGAUGAUUGCGAAAGAAAUUCGUCACGUUGGCCGAAUGGCUUCAGUGAACAUGGACCCUGCCCUCAUGUUCAGGACUCGGAAGAAGAAAUGGCGGAGUUUGGGGUCUCUCAGCCAGGGUAGUACAAAUGCAACAGUGCUAGAUGUUGCUCAGACAGGUGGUCAUAAAAAGCGGGUACGUCGUAGUUCCUUUCUCAAUGCCAAAAAGCUUUAUGAAGAUGCCCAAAUGGCUCGAAAAGUGAAGCAGUACCUUUCCAAUUUGGAGCUAGAAAUGGAUGAGGAGAGUCUCCAGACAUUAUCUCUGCAGUGUGAGCCAGCAACCAACACAUUGCCUAAGAAUCCUGGUGACAAAAAGCCUGUCAAAUCUGAGACCUCUCCAGUAGCUCCAAGGGCAGGGUUACAACAGAAAGUUCAGUCCCUGCCACAGCCCCAGCAGCAGCCACCACCACCACAUAAAAUCAACCAGGGGCUGCAGGUUCCCGCUGUGUCCCUUUAUCCUUCCCGGAAGAAAGUGCCCGUGAAGGAUCUCCCACCUUUUGGCAUAAACUCUCCACAAGCUUUAAAGAAAAUUCUUUCUUUGUCUGAAGAAGGAAGUUUGGAACGUCACAAGAAACAAGCUGAAGAUACAAUAUCAAAUGCGUCUUCACAGCUUUCUUCUCCUCCUACUUCUCCACAGAGUUCUCCAAGGAAAGGUGGCAGUGGCAAUCAGCUGAGAUCUUUUGGCUCCGGGCAAUUGGACUUAACCAGUUCCUCCUCUUCUCUUGGAAGUGAGAACAGUAACAAGAAUAACAAUGCACCACGGACCUAUGGGAUAGGCUAUACUUUGGCUCCCAGUGGUACUGUGGAUAAUUUUUCAGAUUCUGGUCACAGUGAAAUUUCUUCACGAUCCAGUAUUGUCAGCAAUUCUUCUUUUGACUCAGUGCCAGUCUCACUGCACGAUGAGAGGCGUCAGAGGCAUUCUGUCAGCAUUGUGGAAACAAACUUAGGGGUGGGCAGAAUGGAGAGGCGGACCAUGAUGGAACCUGAUCAAUAUAGCUUGGGGUCCUAUGCACCAAUGUCUGAGGGCCGAGGCUUAUAUGCUACAGCUACAGUAAUUUCUUCUCCAAGCACAGAGGAACUUUCCCAGGAUCAGGGGGAUCGUGCAUCACUUGAUGCUGCCGACAGUGGCCGUGGGAGCUGGACGUCAUGCUCAAGUGGCUCCCAUGAUAACAUACAGACCAUCCAGCACCAGAGAAGCUGGGAGACUCUUCCAUUCGGGCAUACUCACUUUGAUUAUUCAGGGGAUCCUGCAGGUUUAUGGGCAUCAAGCAGCCAUAUGGACCAAAUUAUGUUUUCUGAUCAUAGCACAAAGUAUAACAGGCAAAAUCAAAGUAGAGAGAGUCUUGAUCAAGCUCAGUCUCGAGCAAGCUGGGCAUCUUCCACAGGUUAUUGGGGAGAAGACUCAGAAGGUGACACAGGCACAAUAAAGCGGAGGGGUGGAAAGGACGUUUCCAUUGAAGCCGAAAGCAGUAGCAUAACGUCUGUGACCACAGAAGAAACCAAGCCCGUCCCCAUGCCUGCCCACAUAGCUGUGGCAUCAAGUACUGCAAAGGGGCUCAUUGCACGAAAGGAGGGCAGGUAUCGAGAGCCCCCGCCCACCCCUCCGGGCUACAUUGGAAUUCCCAUUACUGACUUUCCAGAAGGGCAUUCCCAUCCAGCCAGGAAACCUCCGGACUACAAUGUGGCCCUUCAGAGAUCGAGGAUGGUCGCACGAUCCUCCGACACAGCUGGGCCUUCAUCUGUACAGCAGCCACAUGGGCAUCCCACCAGCAGCAGGCCUGUGAACAAACCUCAGUGGCAUAAACCUAACGAGUCCGACCCGCGCCUCGCCCCCUAUCAGUCUCAAGGGUUUUCCACCGAGGAGGAUGAAGAUGAACAGGUUUCUGCUGUUUGAGGCACAGGCUUUUCUGGAUCCAGAGCGAGCCACCUGAAAGGAGAGCACAAGAAGACGUCCCGAGCAUUGGAGCCUUGGAACUCACAUUCUGAGGAUGGUGGACCAGUUUGCCUCCUUCCCUGCCUUAAAGCAGCAUGGGGCUUCUUCUCCCCUUCUUCCUUUCCCUUUUGCAUGUGAAAUACUGUGAAGAAAUUGCCCUGGCACUUUUCAGACUUUGUUGCUUGAAAUGCACAGUGCAGCAAUCUUCGAGCUCCCACUGUUGCUGCCUGCCACAUCACACAGUAUCAUUCCAAAUUCCAAGAUCAUCACAUCAAGAUAAUUCCCUCUGGCUGCACUUCUCAAUGCCUGGAAGGAUUUUUUUAAAUCUUCCUUUUAGAUUUCAAUCCAGUCCUAGCACUUGAUCUCAUUGGGAUAAUGAGAAAAGCUAGCCAUUGAACUCCUUGGGGCCUUUAACCCACCAAGGAAGACAAAGAAAAACAAUGAAAUCCUUUGAGUACAGUGCUUGUCCACUUGUUUACAAUGUCCUCCUUUUUAAAAAAAAAAAAAAAUUAGUUUAAAGAUUGUGUUCAGAGAGUAAAUGUUAUAUCCAUUUAAUGAUUACAGUAUUAUUUUAAACUUUAAGUAGGGUUGCCAGCCUGGUUUCUGAAAAACCAAAUAUGCCGGACAGGGUGUGGCCACACCAAGAUGACGGGAAGACCUGGCUUGUGACCUUGGCUUCCCAUGUCCUUCUGGUCUCACCCGCGAAGUGCCCUAUCCUGGAAGUAUGAAAUGUUAGCCAAUUAAUACCAAGACACCUCAUCUGCUCCUUCCCUAGUGGAUGGGGUUCUUCUGUAAAACUGUUUGCACAUGGCCAGGGGAGGGAAAUGGGACCCUUGUGUCCUGUCUGAGCCUUAUGGAGGCAGGACAGUGUCAUUGGAGGAUGUGUCCUGCUCCAUUGAGAUGGAUGGCAAACCCCAUUUUUAAGUUAUAUUUCUUUGAUUUUUGUUUAAAUUUAGAGGUUUAGGUUUUGUUUUUUAUUUUUGUUUUUAAGAGAAACAUUUAUAACUGGAUAGCGUUGCAGUGAAAGCAGCUUGGGAUGUUGGGGCUAAUGCCAGCUGUUUAUACUGCUCUUUCAAGACAGCCUCCCUUUAUUGAAUUGGCAUUAGGGAAUAAACAAGCCUUUAAACGUGAUAAAAGAUCAAAAACCUGGUUAGAUAUGCCAGCCUUUGCAGGGCAGGUUAGUCACCAAAGACUAACCUCCAAGUGGCUUUAAGGACACUGCAUAUAGAGAAGGCCUAAGUGUAGCAACCAUCUGCUCACAGCUGCUAUUAACCCUAUAAUGACUGAAAUGACCCCUCCACUCUAUUUUUGUGUUGUUUUUGCACAGACUCCGGAAAAGUGAAGGCUGCCAAUCUGAGUAGUACUCAAAUGUGAGGAACUGCUGGUCUUGGAUUUUUUUUCCAUUAAAUUCAGCUGAUCAUAUUGAUCAGUAGAUAAACGUAAAUAGCUUCAAAUUUUAAAAGUGGAAUUGCAGUGUUUUUUCACUGUAUCAAACAAUGUCAGUGCUUUAUUUAAUAAUUCUCUUCUGUAUCAUGGCAUUUGUCUACUUGCUUAUAUAUUACAUUGUCAAUUAUGCAUUUGUAAUUUUACAUGUAAUAUGCAUUAUUUGCCAGUUUUAUUAUAUAGGCUAUGGACCUCAUGUGCAUAUAGAAAGACAAAUCUAGCUCUACCACAAGUUGCACAAAUGUUAUCUAAGCAUUAAGUAAUUGUAGAACAUAGGACUGCUAAUCUCAGUUCUCUCUGUGAUGUCAAGUGCAGAAUGUACAAUUAACUGGUGAUUUCCUCAUACUUUUGAUACUACUUGUACCUGUAUGUCUUUUAGAAAGACAUUGGUGGAGUCUGUAUCCCUUUUGUAUUUUUAAUACAAUAAUUGUACAUAUUGGUUAUAUUUUUGUUGAAGAUGGUAGAAAUGUACUAUGUUUAUGCUUCUACAUCCAGUUUGUACAAGCUGGAAAAUAAAUAAAUAUAACGUAAAGCCUUG